AUGGAGUUUGAAAAAGUCAAGGACCUGCCCUGUGGAGAAACGCAUGACUUUACUGUAAAGUUUGAUCCCAAAGAAGCUAAACUUCCUCUGGGCAGUGUGUGUGUUGUCCUGCCCAUACAGAUCAAGGCAGUCCAGCUCUUCAAUCAUGAGUGUGUGCCCUGCCAAUGGAGCAUGGCUGAAGAAGUGAAGUUGAAGAAGGUAAAUAAGUUUCUUCCUUUCUCCAAGCAAAAGCAACAGCGUCCACCAGUGGUAUUUGAGAUGGUACCCAGCUCUGGGGUGCUGUCUCCUGGCGAGAGGGUCAAUGUUCUGGUCAAAUUUACGCCAUUAGAAGAGAUACUCCGGCUGAUGCAAGGUUAUGAUGAAAACAACAAAUUACUACUUCCCCCAAGAAUCCCUGGCGAAGGACUCCCUCAAGAACUGCUAGACUUCUAUCAGCAUCAUGCCUCAGACUUCACAAACAAUGGCAUUUUGGGGAAAUACAAUUACACAGAGUGUGAUAAGCAGAUGUUGCAAACUGGCAAUAUAGGAUAUAAGAAAGCCUCUACAGCUCUGGAGAAAGCUGAAAUUUUGCUUUCAGAAAUUAACAAGGGGUUACAUAAAGAACUAGGUCAACUUCAGUUGGACCCAGUCUCCAGAGCCAUCACCCGCCACAUGGGUCUUGACCUAUCUCCAGAGAGUCUGGCUGCACUCAACCGGAGGGGUAUCGCUAUUAUUGUGUAUGGAGCUCCAAAGACAGAUAUAGGGAGCACAGCAGUGUCUCUGGCCCAGUACUACGGUGCAAUGUUACUAAAGGCUCAGCAGCAGGACAUGGCUAAACAUGAAAAACUGUGGCUUCAGGAGUUGGAUGAGGAUGAGUAUGAUGCUUUGCCAGAGGAGAAGAAACACAUAAUUGAGCAGCACAGACUGAGGCUUGCAAAAGACCAAAUAAGAAUAAGAAUAUCCAAGGAGCAAGAGCAGCAGAGGCAGCUGGAGGACUCAAAACGGCACGUCGAGGAGCAGAAGAAAAAUUAUAAAAAAGGCUUAAAGAAGGACCCUUCAAAAAAAGAACCUAAUGAAAUAGCUAAUCAACUAAUGUCACGACAGAACUCCAAAGAGACACUUGGCGAAAACAAACUUGUGAAAACGUUCAAAGAUGGCCCAAACAACUACGCUAAUCACGAUCAAACAGAAGAGACAAAAGAAUCUCCUAUAAAUGCUGAAAAGCUGGACAUAUACAAGUUGUCAGUAGAUGAGUUACAGACUGAGUUCAUUGCAUUCGAGCAAAGUCAAGUGCAGGUGGAGCACAUUCUACAGCACUGGGACCGUGUCCAGGGCGUCCUGCUGGUGCCCUUCCCAGUAGACGACCUGCCAGGAGAUGAAGAAGGCAUGCCUGAAAAAAUAACCCCUGUAGGAAAAGGCAAGGGCAAGAAAGCUAAUUACAAAGUUUCGAAAUACAGUCAGAUUGAAAAUACGGAAGAGAAAUUGUGUCCAACUGAUGUCAUACCACAUAUUGUGGUAAACGCCAUGGAGAAAGACUGCACUGUUUUCCCAAAGCCUUUGCCUUCACUAGAAGAGGAGUUAAAGUUAUGGGCCUAUCCAACUAAAGUGGGACAAAUAAAGGACAGCAUCGUGUGUCAUAUUAAAGAUAACAAUGAGCCGGUGGUUAUUGAUGUUUCAUGCUGGGGAGUUCGGCCAGAGUUGGAGCUCGAUACCAAAAGUCUGCCCUUCGACAAAACUAUUAUACACAGACGUGUCAGUCGGACACUGAACAUGCACAAUAAAACCGCCGUCCACGUGUCCUGGAGGUUGCAGGGGAUAGACGACCUCGGGGACUCGUUCAUUGUGCCACAAGACCAGGGCAUUGUCCCACCGUAUUCAACGUUUCCUUUAACUUUGCACUUUCGAGCAAAAAAGCCGUUACACACUAAAAAGACAGUCCGCCUUGAGGUUUCAGAUGUGGAGAAAAUUUUGGGCAUUGUUCAUACUGAGAAUAUUACCGUGUCAGCUGAGGCCUAUGAUGUAUCAAUCAAUAUUGAACCAGAUUCCCUGGAUUUUGGAACCAUGAAAGUCUUUAGUGAUGCCAAGACAACACUCAAGAUACAAAACCAUGGAAAAUAUGAAAUAGCGUACCGUUUUACGCUUGAUACGACGAAUCCAAAACUACCAAAUGUAGAUUCACUUUUCUGCAUUUCACCCCAAAGUGGAAAAGUUAUGCCUCAUGACAAGUCAGUAGCUGUCCAGAUAAUCUGCAAACCAAAGACAGAUAUCCGCAUCAAAGAGAAACCAAUACUUCACUGUCAUGUUAUUGAACCUAAUAUUGGAGAAAGAGGUGAAACUAUUGUCACUUUCGUAACCAAGGUUUCAAUUCAAGCAGUCUUCUCAAGGUACAGAAUCACUCCAACCUGUGACAUUAACUUUGGUCCCCUCAUUUUUGGAGGCAAGAAAACUAAGCCGUUCAUUAUUGAGAACACUGGAGUGUUUGAGACUCGCUUUUCGAUCUCCUGCAUGAUUGCACAGUCCCCUGAGAGGGGUAAGAAGCCGCCCUUGGACUUAACAAACAGACACAAUGCUGUUGGUGGCAAAGUGAAACCUGAGUAUAUGCAAAAAGAUAUGUGCAUAGCACAGACACGGCUGACGGCGGGGGUGUUCUCUGUGUACCCCUGCACUGCAGUGGUGCUGCCUGGCUCCCAGCAGGUGGUCACUGUUGAAUGUAGCGGGGAUGAGUUGGGAAGCUUUGACCAGGGAUUGAUCAUAGACAUAUGUGACCGUGACCCCUCAGACCAUCCUGAUGGAAUACCAUACAAACUACUGGCUGAAGUAUACAAGACAGCUCAACUUCAGAUUGAUAUGCCUGACAAAGAUGGAGUGUUUACUCUCAAUGCAGCCCCGGGUAAUGAUUGCUGUUCUAUCAGCACUGUAAUCCUUGAGAGUAGCGCUGAUGCAGAACCUCAGUCUGCUUAUAGAACCCUUGCCCAUCUAAAUGUUAAGGAGAAAGUUGAGUUCGAAGUUAGCUUUUGUUCCACAAAGGACCAAAAAUGUCAUACCAAUGUGUAUAUCAAGGAUUGCCAAUACAUCGACCUGAUCAUAUCUGUCACUGGAGAGGCCAGCAAAGAAAUCGUCUCGCUGGAAAAUAUCACAAGACCGUUACUUGAAACUGAUCAAAUUGCCAAGAAUGGAACUUACGAAAUGGAUUUUGGUGACUGCCAUGUGAAUGCGACAUACCAAGAAAGCUUCACUAUGGUAAACCACAGCAGAGACAAAGGGCUGAGGUUUGAAUGGGCUCUUCCUGCACCACAAGUCAGAUUUUCUCCACAGGAGGGCUAUGUUCACCCCGGAUGCUCUGUGGAGGUGGUCGUCUCAUUCUGCUCCAGCCAGCCCAUCACGCUGACCAGUAAGCCGAUGAAAUGUAAACUGACUCAAGUAGUGUUCAAAGAGCCUCUGGAGCUCUGUGAUGACCAGCAGAAGACACCGCUGUUGUGUGCCACACCAUCACCACUGCCUGCAAACAAAGUUAUAAAAUUGGCACCAGACCCAAGCUAUUCUGUGGUUGAUGGCUGGCAUUUGGACCUCGAAUUGAGAGUCAGUGCGGUAUGCGACUUUGCCAAGUUUAGUUUCAGCAACGGCAUUGUCAAAUUCGAAGACACAAUGCUUUAUCAAACCAGUCUACAAAGUUUGCUGAUAUCGAACGAGGGCAACGUUGGGUUGGCAUUUUCGUGGACAGUUGAUUACGCACAUAUCGCAGACGAGACAGUCACAAAUGGUUCGAGCUCUGGAUCCUCAAACGCUGAGACUCGUCCUUCCAGUACUACCGCGAGUGUGUCUCCCAGUUUGAAGGCACCAUUAAAUGCAGUAUACAAAACUUGCAGAAAAAGGAUCAGCCUCCCUCUGUCUCAGUGUUGCGGUCGCAGCAUGAUGCCAAACUACCACUUUGACCUUGAGGACUCAGACUACAUCAGAGGAGGGCGUCGAAAUUUUGAGUCUAAAAUUCCCAUCGACUCCCAGACAAGAGUUGUUGAAUUCAUUGCUGUUGGUUUAGCUAAAAAAUCAACAAGAAGUUUCUUUGUGUUGAACCCAACCAAUAUAUCCUACUCCUUUAAGUGGAGAUGUGAGGAUACAAGUGAAAGCUCAUUCCAAUGCCUCACUCCCAGUGGAAUUCUUCAGCCCAAGGAGAAAGCAGAGAUUCGUUUGGCAUUCGUGUCUGAGCAGAUGGAUAUUGUGGAAUCGCUAUGGAGCUUUGUGAUUGAUGCUCUAUCAGUGUCCGUUCCAUUUCUGUUUGUUGGAAUUACCAGAGCACCACGUGUCUAUCUUGAGAAAGCCCUGAUCAACUUUAAGAGUUUGCUUGUUGAAAAUGAGGCAGAGGAAACAGUACAUUUAUUUAAUGGAGAGGAUGAGUCUUUCGACUUCUCAGUUUUGCAGCAGUCUCUUGUAUGUGAUGAUAAGCUUUCCAGCCUCGCUGUGCAGCCCAUGAGUGGCUUUCUACGGCCAGAGCUCAGACCUAACCACGUUGACAGCCUUGAGUUUCAAAAGGUUGGGAUUUCAGAGCAAUCCUCUUUCCUCUUCCUGAUUUGUAACCUUCAAGAUGUUAGACUGAGUAUCAAGGUGAAGAAUGGAGCCUCUUUUACGAUAGAUGUAAAAGGUCAAGGGACUGCGCCAAGCCUUAACUUUUCAUUCACCAAACACAAUUUUGGAAAGUGCUUGGUUCGCAGCCCAGGGAUGUUCUCGCACUCGCCAUCAAUAACACUAGUGAUCACCAAUAAAGGCAAAAGGAAAGUCAGUAUCCAAUGCCUGUUUGAGAACACUUCUUACCUACAUGUAGAAAUUGGCUUCCAAUCCAGCAUUUUAGCCUCAGUUGCAGACUUGAAAAUUCCCAUCACAUUUUGUCCCCAAGAGGAAUGCUGCUACAAGGAAAAGCUGGACUUUGUCCUUAACAGCGGCAUCACCAGACAAGUGGAUAUUCUCGGACAGGGCAUAGAAUUAAAGCUGGAAGUACAAGACCCAAAACACAAAGUAAUCGACUUUAGAUCACUGACACUUGGCAAGAAAGUAAAAAAAGCUGUUGUUUUGGUCAACCGCAGCUCAGUCAACCUUUCGUUUUCUCUUCAUCUCAACUCAGACCCUCCAUUGAACCCUCAGGAUCUUUUUGUUACUCCAAUUGGACAACUUAGCCUAAAAGCAGGCAAAUCAUGCGUUGUGGAAGUCCACUUCCAUCCCAGACAGCAUGUUUUUACUGUGGAGAUGCAGGCUGAAACAAGAGGCUUGUUACACCCCCUGCUGUCCAUCAGAGGGUCGUGUCAGGGUGUAGAGGUUCACUUGGAUCAGAACAAUCUUGCAUUUGGGCCUUUAGUUCAAAAUUGUAAAACCAGCAAAAAGAUUGCCAUGAUGAACACUGGUGAGAUCAGUGCGAAGUUUUUGCAGCUCUGUGAUGAUUGUAGAUUCGAGAAUUUGCCUUGUAUUGUGGAGGGUCGCAGCUCACCCUUAACUCUUACUGUUACUGGCUCCUGUGUAAUGGCCUCUGACAAAGAGGUGGUAAACUUCAUCUGCCCAGUGCGUAGCUCUCACACCCAGAAGCUCUCAGUACUGAACCCUACCAACCAGAGCUGCACUGUCAAACCUGUGAUUGAGGGGGAGCAGUGGAGAGGUGCCCCAGUCAUAGUACUCGAACCGCUUCAGAAUAUGAUGUUUGAAAUCACAUAUUGCCCUCUCACUAUGACUACUGACAGGAAAAAACACCUGGGGUCUGUGUUUUUCUCCUUUGUCGAUGGAACUGGCCUCCUCUAUUCCCUCCAGGGAACAGCUGAAGCACCAAAGACUGGGGACACUAUUGUGCUCGAGCUGCCUGCCAAAACUCAUCACACAGAGCUCCUUCCAGUGCACAACUGGCUUCUGAAACAACAACAAUUUUGUGUUCGGUUGGAGUUUCUUAAGCCAGACAAGCCUGAUGCUACAGUGUCCCUCAGUGGACUGGACGUCAUAGAUGUUCCUGCUUUGACCAAAAAAGACUACAAAUUGUCCUUUCACGCAUAUAAGACGGGUCAAUACAAAAUCAAGGUGACAUUUCAUAAUGAAGAAUCUGGAGAAUAUCUGUUUUACCUCAUCACUUUCAAGAUCACGUCUUCAGUCCACGUUCAGUCCACUAUAGAGCUGGUGGUGACAUUUCAUAAUGAAGAAUCUGGAGAAUAUCUGUUUUACCUCAUCAUUUUCAAGAUCACGUCUUCAGUCCACGUUCAGUCCACUAUAGAGCUGGUGACUACUGUUCGCCAACCAGUUUCAGCGACAGUCCACACAGAGAACCCGCUUCCCACAAAUGUGUGUCUUACCACGGAGUGUAAAUGUGCUGAUAUCAGUGUGCCUCUCCACCACACUGUCCCGGGACACUCCAAAGAUUCACUGACCUUUGAGUACCUGCCUUUGCAUGUGGUCACAUCAGUCACUGUCAAGUUUACCAACUUUUCCCGCACCAGGACCGAAUACUCUUGCAAGACCGAUUAUCCAGAUUUCCUUGUUGACAAGAAGGUGACUGCAGCGGCGGGGUUGCAGUCAGGCUCCGAGACCAGUGUUGAUGUGUGUUUUGAGCCUCACCAGCUGGGAGAGGUGAAAACCCAACUGACACUACACUCUCCUGCUGGAGGUGAAUACAUAUUUCCACUACAUGGAGUGUGUGACGACCCCAAACCACAGGGACCCUUCUACAUUGCUGCAGGACAAAUUGUACAUAUUCCCUUCAAAAAUGUGUUUUUGCAAAACACUAUAUUUACUUAUAAGGUGAAUAACCCAUCAUUUACAGUGAAAGGACCAGAGACAAUAAGAUCCAAAAGUACAGAGAAGGUCCUGGUGUCCUUUGGGUCUCCACCAGAAGGUGGUUCUGGGUCAUGGUUUGGCAGGUUGACCAUCUCAAGUGAGCCCUCUGAUGUCCACACCAAGUCCUGCUCUUGGACAUUCUACCUGAACGGAUUCAGACCGGUCACUCCUUAG
Knipowitschia caucasica is the source of this 6951-nucleotide messenger RNA. The record is from the annotation of a GenBank genome assembly. NCBI's taxonomy places the organism in Eukaryota, Metazoa, Chordata, Actinopteri, Gobiiformes, Gobiidae.